Sitophilus oryzae (rice weevil) is the source of this 762-nucleotide messenger RNA. Its product is annotated as protamine-like. Gene Ontology annotation, biological process: spermatogenesis; sperm DNA condensation. NCBI's taxonomy places the organism in Eukaryota, Metazoa, Arthropoda, Insecta, Coleoptera, Curculionidae. The transcript is spliced from 2 exons. The record is from RefSeq and is a predicted model, not a curated record. The coding region runs from base 203 to 670 and encodes 155 amino acids.
AAAAUAAAAAAGUUAUAGGGGUGAGACACUUUCGAGACGCACCCGGUAUACACUCUUCUUCAAAAGGUAAUAUUAACUUUAUUACGUUAUAACGGUGUCUAAAUUGUUUUAAUUUCAACAAUGUCAAUAAGCUAUACCUGAGCAUGACGUAGAAAUUUGACGUUUUAGAUUUCAAAUUUAAUGUAGUAUUUUCUUCUUCACGAUGUCGCAAAAUUCAAGUUCCAGUUUAAGAAAAAGUCGUUCGAAAAAAGGAAAAAUCACCAGAAACCCUUUUCUCAACUUUCUGCGAGAUUUCCGAAAAAACAACAAAGGUUUAAAAGUGACGCAGCUGACCAAAAUCGGAGCGAAGGUAUGGAGAAAUAUGAAUAAAAGGGAAAAAUCGCCAUACUACAGGAUGGCAAAAGAAGCACCGAAAAAGGGAUACAGGAGAAAAAGCCACAGUCGCAGGUCGCGUAGUAGGAAAAAUGACAUGAUGGUGGACGAUGAUACACCUGAAGAUCCAGUAAACGGUAACGAAAAUAGUAUUGAAAAUAAGCCCGAAAGCAUUAUUGAUUUGGACAAUUACCGUCCUCCUAGUAUAAGAAAUACAGAUUCGCAAGAACUGAAGAUUAUUGAACUUCCUCAAGACGACGGUGAUCAAAUUAAAAAAGAUGAUAAUGAAAUCGUUUAGUGCAUCCAUUUUUCCUUUUGUCGUAUUAUUGUAUGUACCUUGUUUUGUUUCUAAAGAUUUACACGUUUAAUAUACACAAGUUUCUCUAGUCA